GUAGCAUGUCCCUCCUCCCGCGCGUGCGCUGCCGCAGCUUACCACCUGCGUCCGUGCUUCGUUCGGGUGCUCUUCCGCGACGCGCUACAUAAAGAGCGAUCUGCAAGCGUGCCCUGCCGGUCUUUGCUGCUGCGCAAGCGCAGACAUGUCUGCGACGUUCAUGACGCAGUACCCCCGCUGGUACAAACGCCCGUUCAAGAAUCCGUACAAGACCUUAUGCCAUGCGUACAACGUCGAUUCACCGCUUUCGAGGCUCGCCGUCGACGCCGAGAUACCCCGCGUCAUCGACAUGCGUGUUCUACAGACGCACGACAUACCCACUCACGCCCUCAUCGUCCUCGACGCGUCUCGAAACGGCCAAGAGCCACUUGUCCUACCCAUAGACCUCGCAGCGUUCAAUGCCACUUUUCAAAACGGCAACAACCUACGGGUCCCUUCGCAAAAUCCUUUGCCUCCCACGAACCACCGAUACGGUGUGCCAUACAGAGACCCCGACGGCUGGACAGUCACGCUUCCUACCCUCGUCAUCGAGGCGCCGCACCCACGUUCGCUACCGCUCCUUCUGCUCUACUCCCUCUGGGACCACCUCCCGAACAAGCCGCCCGCAGAGCUGACUCCACCACCGUCUCCCGAGCCGUUCAGAAGCGCCGCGACGACGCUUCCCGUCAACCCACGCACGCCGCCGUCGAGUCCGACGACGACAAUCAGCCUCAACUCCCAGUCAUCCAUCGCAAGCGAUCGCGCCCCAACACCGCCGCCGCCGCCGCCCGAGCGGCCGCUCGUGUGUACCGCGCAGCUCGCAACGUACCUCCUGCCGACGGCGGUGCUCGAGGAGUUCCCGGCGUAUCCCGCGCAGGCGGCGGCGCUCGCGCGUGCGUGCACGGACGACGAGCUGCGCGCGCACCGUGCGUUCAACGGCGGGCUCUGGCGGAACGUGCUCCUCCUCGCUCCGCGCGCGCAUGCGAUACAGGACAUUGCGAGCAACGCGUGGAACACCGCGGCCGCGGCGUACAAGUACCGCGCCGAGUACCGCGCGGACCGCACGCAUGUGCGGCGACGCGGCGAGAAGGAUGCUGCACAGACGGGGCGGGGGCAGGAGGGCGUCACCGCCGUGCCACUCGCUGCGAAGGAUACUCAGCACGCUGACCAGCGAGGGGAAGCAUCUUCGAUCUCGCGAACGACAUCAAGUGAGUCCGGCGGCCGCGAGGUGCUCCAGGCAUCAGUGCAAGAGAGUCAUUCGGGACGUAAUGCCUAGGUUACUGCAGCAGAUCCCAACGGGUGUGCACUGCACCCGCUUCCCUGCGCUGGCGGCCCAACGGUGUGCCGCAAGGCACCCUAGCCGCUUAUGGCGGGUUCCAGAGGAUCACUGCACUGCCGUUAAGGCCGAGAAUAACUGACUAAUUAACCCUGCUCCCUAUGUCAUGACUCAUGAGAUCUGCGCCCAGUAUCUGGGGCUGUGACCACGCGAAUCCUCCCGAUCUCGUGAAUCUCAGUUCGCAAACGCCAAUCACUCUUUCUUGCGCUCGACGACUGAAGACUUGCCCAUAUGCUAGUAGUUCCGCUUUGCAUAAUACGUCUCCCUCCUUUAACGGUGUUACACGCAUACAUACAUCUUCUUAGUAUCAAGAACAGCC
Messenger RNA from Phanerochaete carnosa HHB-10118-sp, 1634 nucleotides. RefSeq lists its product as uncharacterized. The record is from RefSeq and is a predicted model, not a curated record. NCBI's taxonomy places the organism in Eukaryota, Fungi, Basidiomycota, Agaricomycetes, Polyporales, Phanerochaetaceae. Bases 146 to 1255 code for a protein of 369 amino acids. The transcript has 2 exons.